This is a messenger RNA of Penicillium macrosclerotiorum, 312 nucleotides long. RefSeq lists its product as uncharacterized. The transcript has a single exon. The record is from RefSeq and is a predicted model, not a curated record. Lineage: Eukaryota; Fungi; Ascomycota; Eurotiomycetes; Eurotiales; Aspergillaceae. The coding region runs from base 1 to 312 and encodes 103 amino acids.
AUGCCGAACGAUCCAGCGCGACAACAUGGGACGGAGGAUGGAGGACGGAAUGACUGCAGCAACCGGGAAGCCGCCCGAAAAUACAUUGCGACUUCGCGAGAACCUUGCGAUGGCCCUGCGAUGGCCAGGAUGCGGGCACGGAUCGUCGCAUCCGGCCAAUUCGGACCGCACGAACACGAACCACGGCGUCUCCUCCCCCUCCUGGGUCCCUCGUGCGGAGAGGCUGUCCACGACCAUGAGUGGUGCGUUCCCCAUCCGUCCUCCGACCGAAAGCCUGUGGACCCCCCUCCUUCCCGCGUCUCUGCAUCUUAG